AUGCCAGACAGUGAAAAGAGAUAUGCUAAGUUAAUCAUUGAUUUACUAUUAAGAUAUACCUUUCUUUUCGAAAUAUACUUGAAUAAACAUAUCAAAGUUGAUGAAGAGUAUAUACCUCCUUUUUUAAAUAGAAUAGGUGCAAGUCGUGUAGAUAUAUUGGAAAAUUCUGGCUUAAGUGAGGUGAAUCGAAGGUUACCUGACAUAGAAAAUCAAGUAAUCUUAAUUCUAUGUGAGGAUAUAGUGGUUGUAGUAAAUAUUAAAGUGUAUCUGAAAUUCAGAGUAUCAUUUUGGUAUCCAGUAGAGGCAAAAUCUCUAUUAUUAGUUCCUAACAAAGUAGAUACUGUGAGAUUAGUGAAUGAAGCUGCAGUAGAAAACAAAGAAGCUGUUUCUAGUAGAGAGUUCUACUUUAAUCUUAUUAAAUUACUUGCAGAUCUAGGAACUCCAAGGGACGAUAUUGAUAUAAACAAUUUUUUAAUAGAAUCCAUCUUAAAUUUUUUUAUGAAUAUUUGGGGUCCUAAUUUAGAUGUCUAUAAUGGAAAUGAUUUUGGAUGUAUGAGCUGGUUUCCUAUUGUUAACAGCCAAAAGAAAAUGAUAACUAUUCCAUCUAGUCUGAUACCUAUACCAAAAUCUAUAAUUAAUGAGUAUAUGAAUAUUGAUGGAAUAUAUAAUAUAUCUAAAUUGAAUUUAUCUAAAGAAUCAAAGAUAUUUCUGGAAAGAUUGAGUUUAGCUGUUAACAAAUAUUCUAAAUCAGGAUGCGUACCAAAAUUUACAUGGUCUACUCCUACUGAUUCAUGUUGGAUUCUACCUAGUUCUACUAUAAGAUGUGAAAAUUAUUCAGAUGUAAUGAUACUAUUGAAAGCUUCAACUAAAGUUUCAGAAGAUUUAGAGAGGAGUCAAAAUCAAAAGGAUUUCCAACAUGCAAUUCUUUUGCGAGAGUAUAUACCAACAUGGGACUCAUCCAUGGAAUUUCGCAUUUUUUUGUCAAAAGCGUCUCAAAACGCUUCAUUCCGUAUAAAUGGAAUAUCACAACGACAUAUAUCUCUUUACUUCGAAGAAUUAGUUAGCAACAAAGAAUUACAGAACGGAAUUUUAUCAUCAAUAAAUUCUAUAGUUAAAUGUGAUGAAAGAGAACUCAUUAAUGAAUUAUUUGAAGCAUUGAAGACAAAGAAAUUGGCAAUAGACGUUUAUUUAAUUAAAACAAGUACGAAAUAUAAAUUUAGGUCUCUCAUAGUUGAUGUAUCCUUAAUGUAUAAUAUAGACACUUUAUUAUUUUCAUUUUCGGAGCUUAAAUUUAAUCAAUUAAGACAGAUUGACGAACUAAAUUUGAUAGAUUUGUAUAGAGUUGUAGAAGAUCCACAGUCAACUAUAUAUCAGAUUAAGAAUGAUUUAAAAGGCAAAGUACCUAAAGAAAUGCUUAAUAUGUGCGAUGGAAAUGACAUUGAAGAGUUAUUAUCCCAGUUUAGCCUCAAGCUAGAAGGUGAACUUAAAUGA
This is a messenger RNA of Cryptosporidium muris RN66, 1491 nucleotides long. Its product is annotated as D123 family protein. The transcript has a single exon. Gene Ontology annotation, cellular component: cytoplasm. The record is from RefSeq and is a predicted model, not a curated record. Lineage: Eukaryota; Apicomplexa; Conoidasida; Eucoccidiorida; Cryptosporidiidae. Bases 1 to 1491 code for a protein of 496 amino acids.